Molecule: messenger RNA, 1062 nt
Organism: Diversispora eburnea
Lineage: Eukaryota; Fungi; Glomeromycota; Glomeromycetes; Diversisporales; Diversisporaceae
Source: the annotation of a GenBank genome assembly
AUGUCCACAAGUUUUGAAGUUGUAGCAUAUGUAAGCUCACAAAAGGAAACAUUUGCUUCCAGUUCAGUAUCUGGAAUUGUCAUAAACAAAACACCUAAUAAUAAAACAGUAGAUUUUACUUAUCAAUUAUUUUCUGAAUCAAGACAACCUGAAUGUGAAGAGUUCAGUAUGGGUGAUAUGGUAUUUUUAUCUGGUAAAUUUUGUUAUUAUACUAUUUUUGGAGAUACUACUGGUAUUGUGUUAACGGUAAAUAAAGCAAUGAAAUAUCCAAAUAGAAAUUCAGGUUCUUGGACAAUUAUUAAUUAUCCUAAAACAAGACUAUCAAUUUCUUUUAUGGCAGUCUGUGAAAGCACAAUCAUUAAUAGAGUUCCACAAAUUAAAUCUUCUAUUACUGAUGUUUUUGAAGGAAAUGAGAUAAAAUAUAUUAGCAUGAAGACUUCUUUGUAUGAAGAGGAAAAUUCAAUUACAAGAUUAGUAAUUUAUGCAACUGAGAUCGAUUAUGAUUCACAAUCUAAUUUUGCAUCUACAAAUAUCACUAAUCAACAAAUUUAUCCAAAUAAAAAAAAACAUGAAAUUUUGUCUACAACACUUCAAUCUUCUCAUGUUGACAAAAAUAAAAAGAAUUCUGUAGAUGAAAGUAAAAAUGUGCAAACAAAUUCUCAAGUGAUUGCUCACACACUUUAUCAAAAAUUUCCUUCACAAAAUAAAUAUUAUGCAUCAUUUACACAACAAACUCCACAAUUUUUUAACUCUCCUCCUCAUGAAAGUAUGUCCAAUAAUCAAUUUACACCUUCUCUACCUGAAAAUACAUCUGAUAGUCAUUCUUUACUCCAACCUUCAGAACCAAAAGCAAAAUCUGUAAGAAAAAGAAAAACACCUUUUGCAAAUUCUAAAAUAGAAAAAACAAGGCCAAUAAGAAAAUCACCCAGAAAGAAAACCAUUGAAGAUUUAGCAACUAUGGAAUUAGAAAGUAAUGUUGAUAACAAUAUUAAUGAUCAUUUAUUAGUAAGACAAAUGAGUGGUAUUGAAAAAAUUAAUAAAGAAAAAUUAAGUGAAGAAUGA